This is a messenger RNA of Erinaceus europaeus (western European hedgehog), 3084 nucleotides long. RefSeq names its product cysteine and serine rich nuclear protein 1 (gene CSRNP1). Lineage: Eukaryota; Metazoa; Chordata; Mammalia; Eulipotyphla; Erinaceidae. The transcript has 5 exons. Gene Ontology annotation, biological process: regulation of transcription by RNA polymerase II. Gene Ontology annotation, molecular function: DNA-binding transcription factor activity, RNA polymerase II-specific; sequence-specific DNA binding. The record is from RefSeq and is a predicted model, not a curated record. Gene Ontology annotation, cellular component: nucleus. The coding region runs from base 188 to 2029 and encodes 613 amino acids.
GGGCCGGGCCGGGCUGGGCUGGUGGGAAAGUGGUGUUUAGAAAGGACACCUGAGUCGAGAUGGCCAGCUUGCUGGUUGGCUUUUCCUGUUCUCUCUCAUUUCCUGUGAUGGCAGUGGGGGAGGGGCUCCCCAGCACUGGGGCCUCUGCAGUUUCCCCUUCCUCCCUGGGACCUUCAGGGGCCCAGCCAUGGAUUCAACAGCAGCAACAAGGUCGUCUGUUCAGACCCCAGAGCACCCCCCAACCACCAUGACCGGGUUGAAGCGGAAGUUUGACCAGUUGGACGAGGACUCAUUGCUCUGCUACUCCUCCUCCUCCUCUUUGUCCUCAUCUGGCCAGCAAUCAGGCUCCUGCUCACCCAGCUCUUCCAUCUCCCCAACCUGGGGCUCGGAUGAAGAGGGGCCCUGGGAUCAGAUGCCCUUGCCUGACCGAGACUUCUGUGGCCCCCAGAGUUUCACCCCCCUGCCCAUUCUGAAGCGGGCUCGCCGGAAACGCCCAGGAGGGCGCGUAUCCUUCGAUGGUAUCACCGUCUUCUACUUUCCCCGGUGCCAGGGCUUCACCAGCGUGCCCAGUCGUGGAGGCUGCACGCUGGGCAUGGCCUCUCGCCACAGUGCCUGCCGCCACUUCUCCUUGGCUGAGUUUGCACGGGAGCAGGCCCGGGCACGGCACGAGAAGCUCCGCCAACGCCUGAAGGAGGAGAAGCUGGAGGUGCUGAGGUGGAAGCUCGCUGAGGCCAACACACCCGAGACAGAGGCCAGUCCGCCUAUGACAGUGGACGCCAUUGACGAUGCCUCCGUGGAGGAAGACUUGGCCGUGGCCGUGGCUAGUGGCCGCCUGGAAGAAAUAGCCAUCCUCCAGCCCUACCCAGCCAGGAAGCGGCGGGCUCUGCUGCGGGCUGCAGGCGUGCGGAAAAUUGACCGGGAGGAGAAGCGGGAGCUGCAGGCCCUGCGCCUGUCUCGGGAGGAUUGUGGCUGCCACUGUGACCAGGUCUGUGACCCUGAGACCUGCUCCUGCAGCCUGGCGGGCAUCAAAUGCCAGAUGGACCACACGGCCUUCCCCUGCGGCUGUUGUGGAGAGGGCUGUGAGAACCCCACAGGCCGAGUGGAGUUUAAUCAGACUCGAGUGCAGACUCAUUUCUUCCACACGGUCACCCGCCUGAGGUUGGAGCAGGGGGCUGAGAGCCUCGGGGAACUGGAGGCCCCCACACAGGAGGGCCCUCUCAACCCUGCCCAGGAAGGCCCAUCCAGCCCUGGCGAGCAGGUUCUGGCCCCCACUUUCUCACUGGUGCAGCCGCCCAUGAGCAGUGAGCUGGGGGACAACAGCUCCAGCAGUGACAUGACUGACUCCUCCAGCGUAUCCGGGACGAGCGAUGGCUCUGUGCACGCGCCCCUGCCUGGCUCCGGUCUCCAGCCCAGUGUGGAUGACGACAGCCUGGUGCGGAUCCUGAGCUUCAGUGACUCUGACCUAGGGGGAGAGGAGGAGGAGGAAAACAAAGGGGCCAUGGGGACCCUGGACAACCUCAGCUGUUUCCACCCUGCUGACAUCUUUGGCACCGGCGACCCCGCAGGCCUGACGAGUUGGACCCACAGCUAUUCCAGCUCCAGCCUCACGUCUGGCAUCCUCGAUGAAAAUGCCAACCUGGAUGCCAGCUGCUUCCUAAGUGGUGGCCUGAAAUGGUCAGGAGAGGGCAGCCUGCCCAGCACCUCUGCCUUGCCCAGUGCAGAUGCCGGCCAGAGCAGCUCAGUGGACCUCAGCUUGUCUUCCUGCGACUCCUUUGAGCUGCUCCAGGCCCUGCCAGACUACAGUCUGGGGCCUCACUACACCUCCCGGAAGGUAUCCGACAGCCUGGAUCACCUGGAGGCACCCCACAUCCCCUCACCUGCCUUCUCCCCACCUAGGGACACCAGCACCUGUUUCCUGGAGUCCAUCUUGGGCCUGUCUGAGCCAGCCACCGAGGCCCUGGUUCCCUUCCUGGACAGCCAGUUUGAGGAGACUGCCCCAGUGUCCCUGGUGGAGCCAGCACCUGUGUGAGGACCUGAGUCCCUUUGUUUGGCCCCAGGAAUCAUGUUGCUGCUUUAUUGUAAUUAGGGGACUCUGGGGAAGGGUCUCCUGCUUGUCUGGCUCACCCCUGUGGGCCAUCCUGUUGGUUUGCAAGCAACAGUCUGGAUUGAUUGAUUGUUGUAAUUAAUGUUCUGUGCUUACAAAGGACAGGGAGGGGCCUUCCCCUUCAGUCUCAUGCUCUGCGGGCAUGCCCUCUCCACCCCCAGGACACACGCGUGGUCUCUUCCACUUCCGUGGCGCCUACCAGGAAGAGGAGGAAGUGUGCCGCCCUGGAGCUUUGCAGACUCAUUUUGAGUCUUGUGUGACGUUCCUCAGCCCAAAGAUGGCAAAGAUAAGGGCUGAAAGUAGCCACUUCUGACUUCUCCUGCCACCUAGAGCCCCAGGCCCCUGCACGGGUCCUGAAUCCUCUGGACUGUGAAGACUAUAAUUUAUUCCCAUAAUUUAUUUGUCACCUCCCUCUUUCCCUCCCCCUCUCGGGUGGGCACACUCACCCCAGUGAGUCACUUCUGCCUAGCCAGCCCCAGCUCCCGGCCUUCCCAGGCUGUGGUGUGUGCCAGGUGGGGACUAGAGGCCUCUGGCCCCAGGGCAAGGGGAGGGGCUGGGCUCACCCACCAGGACCAGAGCCCUCAUCUGCCCCCAUGCAGCCCUCUCUGCCUCACCUUCUCCCCAGAGGCCACAGCCUUUGUUCUGUCUGGGCCCAUCAUCACUGCAGGGGGGAGCAGGGGCAAGGAAGGGCUGGGGCCAAGCCCUGCACUCCAGCCAGCUCUACCUGCCUGCUCUCUGAGGCCGGUUGGGCCAGGGUAGGGAUGGGGACGGGGGCUGGGGCUUCUUUGGGCUUCCUGUCCCAUAUUUGCUGAUGUUCACUUUUGCAUCCUAAUUCUGAUUUUGAGUGUUAGGUCUAUAAUUUAUUCAUUUUCCUCUGUGUCUGUGCCAAGGAGCCCAGGUGCUGGGCCUGCUCCUUGCUCCGCAGGCCUCAGCCCUUGGGCCUGAGCUCCCGGGUACCAAUAAAGAGGCUCAAUUUUUCA